UACUCUGUUUCAUGUUCUCAGGCCAGCUUAGGAGGAAAACAGAGGUAUGAUGAAGCCAGCUCGUUCUCUCAGCCAGGAAUCAUAGCGGGAGUGACUGUUUCCGCGGCAUUUGUGUUGUUACUAGUUGCUGUAGUUUUUGUCUGUCGACGUCGUAGAUCAAGAAAGAACACUCAUACAAGUACCUCUGAUCAAACCAACCAGAAUACAUGUGCAAUGUCAAGGAAUACGAAGACGAACUCAGAGUUGGAGUUGGAGGAACAAAAUGGUUACGAAGCCUGCCAGGGGCCAUUAAAAUCAAUUUAUGCUUCUAGAUACAAUGUUCCUCAGCAGCAGGUUUUACAAAGACCAUCACGCAACCUAAAGACCGGCUCAUUAGAGGGAAACUCUCAUUUAGACAGUACAUACGCUGCGCUAAAUAUUCCAGGACCCCAUAUCUAUGGGACUGGAAAGGCACAGGAAUCAGUUUACAAACUUCUCCAAGACCCUGAAGUAUCAGGGAAUACGAAGACGAACUCAGAGUUGGAGCUGGAGGAACAGAAUUGUUACGAAGCCUGCAAGGAGCCAUUAACAUCAAUUUAUGCUUCUAGAUAUGAAGCACCUCAGCAGCAGGUUUUACAAAGACCAUCAUGCAACCAAAAGACUAUCUCGUCAGGGUGAAACUCUCGUUCAGACAGUGCGCACGCUGCGCUAUGAUUCCAAAGGGACACAAUAUCUAUGGGCCUGGAAACGCACAGUAACUAGUUUACAACGUUUUCCAAGUAAUUUACUCAAGUAAUUUUUUAAAAUUAUAGCCCUAGUAUAGACCAACCUCUGACUCUCAUAUUAUUAUAUUCCUGCUACACGAUUCUACACAUGAAAAAGUCUCUUUCAGUUUACGACGGAAAUUGUAUGUAAUUCUUUGACUUUUGGGAAAACUACACUUACUUUUAAUAUGGUGACUGAUGUCAGCAGUAAAAAAAAUACUGAUUAACGAUGGUAUCAUGCGAUCGAAAAAGGAGGGAAGUAAACGUAAGCUGAGUUACAUUUUACUUCUGUUCUACAUUAUAUCUAAUCAGAUGAGAAACAAAACUGUUUAAAUUAAACUGUAGCUUACAUGUAUAACUAUACUUCGGUUUAACCCUUUCCAUUGUCAAUCAGCCGACAUACUUUAUAAGUAAUUCAAUUUACAAGUUUCUUUCCAUUUGAAUAAAAUUUCUCCUAUAAAAUGAUUUAGCUCUGG
Molecule: messenger RNA, 1219 nt
Organism: Orbicella faveolata
Lineage: Eukaryota; Metazoa; Cnidaria; Anthozoa; Scleractinia; Merulinidae
Source: RefSeq, a predicted model, not a curated record